This is a messenger RNA of Coniosporium apollinis CBS 100218, 480 nucleotides long. RefSeq lists its product as uncharacterized. Lineage: Eukaryota; Fungi; Ascomycota; Dothideomycetes. The transcript has a single exon. The record is from RefSeq and is a predicted model, not a curated record. Bases 1 to 480 code for a protein of 159 amino acids.
AUGGCGUUCUCUGUAUCUAUUGGCGAUAUCCUGCUGCUGUCUCGCUUGGCUUACCGCUUAGGCCAAACAUUCACCUCAGGCCGAAACUCUGCGCCCGCCGAGUUCCACGAAGUUCAAAAUCAGUUGUAUUCACUGCACGACGCGUUGAACUAUCUCGCUGACCAAGACGAAACCACCUCUGGUAUAAACCAUGAUGGCACGGCUUCAAGCACGGUGGCCCCGCCCGAUGGUGUACUUGGCCGUAUGGUAGCCAAUUGUCGCGGGACGCUCGACCAUCUCGAGAAAGUUGUGGAGACUUAUACAGAGCUGGACCCGGAUGUUGUUCAGCCGAAAGACACCGACCGGAGAAGAUGGCGGUUCAAGGAGAACUGGAAGAAGAUCAAGUGGACAACAGAAGGCGGUAACCUAGACAAGUUGAAGCAGAGCCUCGCAAUUCAUCUGAACGCUCUGAAUCUGGCAGUUGCUGCGAGGAACAGGUAA